Parnassius mnemosyne (clouded apollo) is the source of this 234-nucleotide messenger RNA. NCBI's taxonomy places the organism in Eukaryota, Metazoa, Arthropoda, Insecta, Lepidoptera, Papilionidae. The record is from the annotation of a GenBank genome assembly.
AUGAAGGUGUUGAAGGUACAUCGUGUGAAAUUCUACAUUUCUGAAAUAUUAUUUAAAUUUGAGACAGGAUGGCUCUUAGACGAAGAUUUGUUGCAAGAUUUGAUCGAAGAUUGGUGCCGAUCGGAUCUUGAGAUAUUCGAAGAGGAGCUGGAACCACCUGUUCGUGUUCCCCGACUCCUGGAUGGGGAUCCUGUACAAGAGACACCCAGUGAUAAAGGGAGCGACAGUGAUUGA